Schistocerca americana (American grasshopper) is the source of this 984-nucleotide messenger RNA. Its product is annotated as gastrin/cholecystokinin type B receptor-like. The record is from RefSeq and is a predicted model, not a curated record. Lineage: Eukaryota; Metazoa; Arthropoda; Insecta; Orthoptera; Acrididae. Gene Ontology annotation, biological process: G protein-coupled receptor signaling pathway. Gene Ontology annotation, cellular component: membrane. Gene Ontology annotation, molecular function: G protein-coupled receptor activity. Bases 1 to 984 code for a protein of 327 amino acids. The transcript has 6 exons.
AUGGGUACUGCUGUGACCAACUACUUCCUGGUGAACCUGUCAGCCGCUGAUCUGUUGGUGACGCUGAUCUGCAUGCCCAUGGCGGUCAGCGGUUCCGUCAGCAAGUUAUGGCUGUAUGGCAGCAUCAUGUGCAAGCUCACGCACUAUAUACAAGGUGUGGCCGUGGGCGCCAGCGUGUUCACCAUCACAGCCAUGAGCAUCGACCGCUACCUGGCCAUCAGACACCCUAUGGCUUUCCGGAAGAUAUUCAACCGGCGGACCACGAUCGCAGUGAUCGUGGUGCUGUGGCUGGCGGCGCUGGCCAUCUUCUCGCCACUGCUGCGCGCCUACUCGCUGGCAGAGGUCGCGUCCGGCUACGCGUUCUGCUACGAGAGCUGGCACGACAGCGAGAGGCGCGGCGCCAGUCUCGCCUUCUUCGUGCUGGUCUACGCCGUGCCUGGCAGCAUCGUCGUCAUGGCGUACUCGCUGAUGGGGCGACGCCUCUGCGCCAUCAGCCCCCCCUUCUCCGAGGACAGCAUGGCGUCCACCAAACAGGGCCGGAGCGUGGUGCGCGAGCGGCGGCGCGUCGCGCGCAUCCUGCUGCUGCUGGCGGUGCUGUUCGCGCUGUGCUGGCUGCCGUACAACGCGCUCUCGCUGGCCACCGACAUGCUGGGCGGGCAGGCGGGCGCGCCCCUGCGCACCGCCCUGCGCUUCACGCUGCUGCUGGGCCACGCCAACUCGGCCGUCAACCCGGUGCUCUACUGCUUCCUCACGCGCACCUUCCGCUCGGCGGCGCGCGAACUCAUCGUCUCGCGCAACUCCCUGCUCGCCUCGCGACACCACCAGAGGCACAAAAUUGUGGAGCUGCGAACGCCAGAGGAUGAGUGUUGGCAUUUUCCUUGCGCCAUCUUGUGGCCGCUCAUCCCGAGCUAUGGCUGCCAAAUUGCUGGUGCGGAUGUUCUGUUUCCGCCGCCUUCUGAUUGCAAGUGCCAGAGCUGUGGGUAG